AGGCUAGCAGCGGCUCAAGAAGCGCGUGCGCGGGAGGCAGCCGCUAGCGGCGCUGACCCGCUGGGCCGGCGACCGUACACCUACGCCGCGAUGGGCAAGAAGAGCGGCGCCCCGUCACAGGACGGCAAGGGGCCCUCAUCGCUCUUCCUCUUCAGCGAGACCAACCCCAUCAGAAGAUACACGAAGUUCAUCAUUGAGUGGCCUCCGUUUGAGACAGCUGUCCUCAUGACCAUUAUCGCCAACUGCGUGGUGCUGGCGCUGGAAGAACAUCUCCCCAACGAGGACAAGACAAUGCUCGCCAUCAAACUGGAGGCGACCGAAUCUGUUUUUUUGUGUAUCUUCUGCGUGGAAGCAUCACUGAAGAUAAUGGCGCUAGGAUUUGUGCUACACAAGGGUGCCUAUCUUAGGAAUAUCUGGAACAUUAUGGAUUUCAUAGUUGUAGUAACCGGACUGGUAACGUUGCUAGCUGACAAGCAGUUGACCUCUGGGGUCGACUUCAGGACGCUCAGGGCCAUUCGUGUCCUGCGACCGCUUAAGCUAGUGAACGGCAUCCCUAGUCUUCAGGUAGUGCUGAAAUCCAUCAUCAAAGCCAUGGCGCCUUUGUUACAAAUCGGCAUGUUGGUGUUAUUUGCCAUCGUCAUAUUCGCCAUCAUCGGCCUCGAGUUCUACUUUGGCGCUCUUCACAAGACUUGCUAUAGCUUAGAGGAUUUCGAUCAAAUUGUCACGGAGGGAGAGCAAGCCACUCCAUGUGAUCAGGCGAAUCCGCCAGCGACGGGAAGCUACCGGUGCGAGAACACCACAUCCAUGUGCCGAGAAAAGUGGAUCGGACCCAACCAAGGAAUCACCUCAUUCGACAACAUCGGCUUCGCCAUGCUGACCGUGUUCCAGUGCAUCACAAUGGAGGGGUGGACAGCCAUCCUCUAUUGGACCAAUGACGCUGUUGGCAGCACGUUCAACGUCGUCUACUUCGUGCCUCUGAUCAUCAUCGGCUCCUUUUUUAUGCUCAAUUUAGUUCUCGGCGUGCUGAGUGGUGAGUUUGCCAAGGAGCGAGAGCGGGUAGAGAAUAGACAAGCCUUUUUGAAACUUAGGAGACAGCAGCAGUUAGAGAGAGAACUGAAUGGCUAUGUUGAGUGGAUUUGUAAGGCAGAGGAAGUGAUAUUAGCUGAGGAGAGGACCACGGAAGAGGAGAAAAUGCAUAUCAUGGAAGCACGGCGAAAAGCGGCAGCGAAGAGGAAGAAGUUGAAGAACCUGGGCAAGAGCAAGAGCACAGACACCGAGGAGGAGGACAACGACGGCGAGGAGGACGCUUUGUAUAUGCCGAAAAAGAAAACAGGCUUGGCCAAGGCGUCAUACUUAAAAUCAAAAAUGAAGAACCAGGGGGCCUGUGCAGGAUUUUGGAGAGCAGAGAAGACGUUUAGGUUCGCUAUCCGCAAGGCGGUCAAAACGCAGUUUUUCUACUGGUUCGUGAUAGUGCUGGUAUUUCUCAACACGGUGUGUGUGGCCGUCGAACACUACAACCAGCCCGACUGGCUCACUUUGUUUCUCUACUACGCUGAGUUCGUGUUUCUCGGACUGUUCAUAUCGGAGAUGCUGAUCAAGAUGUACGCGCUGGGUCCGCGAAUUUACUUUGAGUCGGCCUUCAACCGAUUCGACUGCGUCGUCAUCUCGGGCUCCAUCUUCGAAGUGGUUUGGUCAACGUUCAAGGACGGCUCGUUUGGCUUGUCCGUGCUACGUGCUCUCCGUCUGCUGCGCAUCUUCAAAGUCACGAAGUACUGGUCGUCUCUGCGUAACCUCGUCAUUUCCUUGUUGAGCUCUAUGCGUUCCAUCAUAUCCUUGCUCUUCCUGCUCUUCCUCUUCAUCCUGAUCUUCGCCCUGCUCGGGAUGCAGCUGUUCGGAGGGGCCUGGAGCUUCAAGGAGGGCACGCCGCUGGCCAACUUCAACAGCUUCGCCGUGGCUCUUCUCACUGUGUUCCAGAUCCUGACGGGAGAGGACUGGAACGAGGUGAUGUACCACGGGAUUCAGUCCCAGGGUGGCCACGACAACGGCGGCAUGGUCUACUGCCUCUACUUCAUCGUGCUGGUGGUGUUCGGCAACUAUACUCUGCUGAACGUGUUCCUCGCCAUCGCCGUCGACAAUCUGGCAAAUGCCCAAGAGUUGACGGCCGCCGAGGAGGAGCAGGAGGAGGAGGACAAGGAGAAAAUGGCGGCCGAGCUGGAGAAGGAGAUCGGGGCGCUGCACGUGUCAGACGGAGCGCCCAAAGUCGAAAUCUGCCCGCCAUCACCAAACGCUGGUGACAAAAACAACUGCACGGACACCCGACCGUCGCUGUCGGCUAUGAAGGGAGACACCGUGGACGAAAGUGAGCAACCGUCGGGGCCCAAGCCGAUGCUGCCCUACUCGUCCAUGUUCAUCCUGUCUCCGACAAACCCGGUGCGGCGUGCUGCCCACUGGGUGGUCAACCUACGCUACUUCGACUUUUUCAUCAUGUUCGUCAUCUCGCUGAGCAGCAUCGCUCUGGCGUGCGAAGACCCGGUGGACGAGAAGAGCGACAAAAACAAGAUACUCAACAUGUUCGACUACGCUUUCACUGGCGUCUUCACGAUAGAAAUGGUCCUCAAGGUGAUAGACAUGGGUCUUAUACUCCAUCCCGGUUCCUACCUACGAGAAGUAUGGAACGUAAUGGAUGCCACCGUUGUAAUUUGCGCCUUGGUUUCCUUUAUUUUUGACCUAACGGGAAGCUCUACCGGUCAGGAUCUCUCUACCAUCAAGUCGCUGCGAGUGCUCCGAGUAUUGCGGCCACUGAAAACCAUCAAGCGCGUGCCGAAACUGAAGGCGGUGUUUGACUGUGUGGUCAACUCGCUGAAGAACGUGGUCAAUAUUUUGAUAGUGUAUUUGCUGUUCCAAUUCAUCUUCGCUGUGAUAGCAGUCCAACUAUUCAACGGAAAGUUCUUCUACUGCACCGACGAGAGCAAGGUGUUGCCUGGAGAAUGCCAAGGGGAAUAUUUCGUGUACACUGACGACAAGCAGCCCCCGGAGGUGCGACAGAGGGUGUGGAGGCAGCAGGACUUCCAUUACGAUGACGUCAUGAUGGCCAUGCUGACGCUCUUCGCUGUGCAGACUGGGGAGGGCUGGCCAACGGUUCUUCAAAACUCAAUGGCAGCCACAUCAGAAGAUAACGGGCCAAAGCCCCACUACAGGAUCGAGAUGUCCAUUUUCUACAUAGUCUACUUCAUUGUUUUCCCCUUCUUCUUUGUCAACAUCUUCGUGGCGCUCAUCAUCAUCACCUUCCAAGAGCAGGGAGAGGCAGAGCUGCAGGACGGAGAGCUGGACAAGAAUCAGAAAUCCUGUAUCGACUUCGUCAUUCAAGCACGACCUCUGGAGAGGUACAUGCCAAAGGACAGAAAAAGCUGCAAAUAUAAGAUGUGGCGGAUCGUCGUCUCCACGCCCUUUGAAUACUUUAUUAUGGCUUUGAUUGUUUUGAACACCCUCCUCUUGAUGGUGAAGAACUACCCCCAAAACGAAACCGAGAAGGCUAUCCUGCAAAAACUGAAUAAUGUCUUCACCUCGCUGUUUGCCAUAGAGUGUGCUCUCAAGGUGACGGCCGUUGGAAUCAGGAACUUCUUCAAGGACCGCUGGAACACGUUUGACUUUAUCACGGUGAUAGGGUCCAUCGUAGACGCCAUCUUCAUGGAGCUAGCGGUAUCCAACUUCUUCAACGUCGGCUUCCUGCGACUGUUCCGGGCGGCUCGCCUGAUCAAGCUGCUUCGCCAGGGCUACACAAUCCGCAUACUGCUGUGGACCUUCGUACAGAGCUUCAAGGCCUUGCCAUAUGUCUGUCUCCUGAUUGCCAUGUUGUUCUUCAUAUACGCGAUUAUAGGCAUGCAGGUAUUUGGUAACAUAGCUUUGGACUCCAAAACUUCCAUAUCUAGGCACAAUAACUUCCGUCACUUCUUUCAAGCGCUAAUGUUGCUGUUCAGAUGCGCUACGGGUGAGGCGUGGCAGAGCAUCAUGCUGGCCUGCGUCAAGAACAAGCCGUGCGACGAGCGAGCGCUGAGGCCAGGAGAGGAGCGCGUCUGCGGCUCUGACCUGGCCUACGGCUACUUCGUCUCCUUCAUUUUCUUCUGCUCGUUCCUGAUGCUCAACCUGUUCGUGGCCGUCAUCAUGGACAACUUUGACUACCUGACGCGCGACUCGUCUAUCCUGGGCGCCCACCACCUGGACGAGUUCCACCGCAUCUGGGCCGAAUACGACCCGAACGCCACGGGACGCAUCGAGUACACGGAGAUGUACGACAUGUUGCGGAACAUGGAGCCACCGCUGGGCUUCGGCAACAAGUGUCCGUACCGGCUGGCGCACAAGAAGCUGAUCCGAAUGAACAUGCCGAUCGGCGCAGACGGCAAAGUGCAGUUUACCACCACACUGUUCGCCCUCAUCAGGGAGAACCUCAGCAUCAAGAUGCGGCCAGCUGAAGAGAUGGACCAGGCGGACUCCGAACUGCGGACCACCAUCACCAAAAUAUGGCCACUGCAAGCCAAGAAAAUGCUUGAUCUUUUGGUGCCACCAAAGGACGAGCUGGGACCAAACAAGCUCACUGUGGGCAAGAUCUACGCCGGUCUCCUCAUACUGGAGAACUGGAAGAGCACGCGGUUUGGCCAGAUACCGGCCGAGAACCAACCGGAGAAGCAGGAGCUAGUGCCCCCAGACUCGCCGGUCAGCCCUCUUGUGGACGUCACCGACUGGAUCCGUCAGGCCAGUGGAUCCUGGGAAGGCAGCCCUGACUCCCGGCGGUCUUUGGAAGUGAGUCGUCUCCUUUGCCGGACUCAUGGAGUGAUGAAGUGCGCUCCAUGUGUCCCGGUUUGUAGACUGGCGAGUUCACCGUCGUCCGUCUAGACGAUUGUCACGAUCAAUAUUCCAUGCACGGCGUUACAGAGCCAUACCCCCCCCCCCCCUCCCCCCUCUCUCCUCGUGUAGUCAGUUGUCAGCUGACGCCCAUGUAUACGCGGUGUAUGUCGCCGGCACUAAUUGGCAGUAACGAUCAAAAUUCUUGAAAUAUAAUAGGUCGUUUGAUAUGCACCGCUUAAAAUAGAUAGGAUUAGAGAGCACAGGACAUAUUCCGCGGUCAUGUUACCUUGGCCGGGCAAGACUUACGGUGCUGCACGAGUUAAGUGACAUUCCGUAGAGCAGGCAUGUUUCUGACCCCGUACAGAUUGGGCUUGAGUCAUCACACCUGUCAUCCGCAUUCCAUUUGGGACCAGCUGUAACGUAGUGUGUGUUGUGUAGACAUGUUACUAGCUGGAUAGUCUUUUAAACCAUGGCACUACAGUGAAGUCGUAUAGUUCCAUUUAAGUGGUCUUAUGGUAGGCGUACAUUUAUUGCAUUUUAAGCAAUGAAGAUCAAUGUAUGCAAUAUUCAUUCAAACACACUGCAUUAUCAUGUGCAUGCAUAUUUUAGAAACACGUUUGUGGGUGUCUGUGCGUAUAAAGCCGGAAAAUGCAUAACAUAAUGGCUAUGAUAAUAUAAUAACAGCGAGCUAAAUAGAGCAAGAGUCGACCACCUGAGCAGGAAGUUGGAUCCGUUGGUUUCUCAUGCGGUGCGACACUAAAUAUUUGGACAAGGUUUUUGUUCUGAAGAGAUGAUAGUACGGCACAAUAUCCAUGGCUGAAUCACAUUUAAUUCAAUAUCCAUUUAUAUUUUUGGCCUUGGUCUUCGCACCUGCUUGACAAGACUACAGUAUUUGUGCUUGCUCGUGAGACUCCUCUCGAAGCGAUACCACUUGGGAAGCAUCCUCGGUCACUUCUGAGGCGCAAGAGCAUCCUGACCUCCCCUUUACAAUGGCUCUCCAGCAGCAGCGCUGAGGCCCUUACAAUGGCUAUCCGGCAGCAGCGCUGAAGCCCUUACAACGGCUCUCCGACAGCAGUGCUCAAGCCUUUACAACGGCUCUCCGACAGCAACGCUGAAGCCUUUACAAUGACUCUCCGACAGCAGCGCUGAAGCCCUUACAACGGUUCUCCAACAGCAACGCUGAAGCCCUUACAGUGGCUUUCCGACAGCAGUACUGAAAGCCUUACAAUGGUUCUCCGACAUCAGUCCUGAAACCCUUGGAGUUUUCGUGCGCAUUGCUGGACUUUCCGUGUCAAAGUGCCAGAGCAAUCUUCUUCUGAGCCUCACGCUGCUCUCCCGUGGUGUCUCCAUCUGUUUUUCUCUCUUCUCAUCUCUGAAAGAACAAGUUCUGCUUACUGUGAGUGUUGUCUGCCGGUCUGUCAAAUUUCAUCUUCUCUUGCCAAGUGCGCCGUGUCCUCUGCUGUAUGGAACGGUGAGUUUGCAGGUAUCGAACAUGAAUGUGACUGAGUUUUUCACAGCUUUGUGGGAGACACUGUGUCGCAUGCAUUUUGUACAACAUAUACAGACGGCAUGAUUUGUUAUUCUUAUGAUAUAUUGCUGCUUUUCAUACUUUGCGUUGAGCUGUUUUCGACGAAGGUUUUAAUGUGAUUCUUGGGGUUGGCUAUGAGCCGGGAGUUGUCGAACUUAUGCAAUGGUAUACCAGGUGACCUACUCAAACUGUACUUUUACCACAGCUGUUUCUUAGGAAAGUUGCUCAUGGACGUCUGCUCGAGGAUAAAUCAAGAAGCGGCAGACCAAGCAUCAUGGUCACCUGCCGCGGUUGACCACAGUCAGACCAAUAAUGUUCACGCCCAGUUAAGCCAUGUGCCUCGCGUCCGGGGUGCACCCGAACCCUGACUUGUCGAAGCCUCGGCCGGUCGCCUUCGAACUGACCGUGACCGCGGUGUCGGGCGCAGGGCGAC
Pollicipes pollicipes is the source of this 6803-nucleotide messenger RNA. It is a transcript of the gene cac, whose product is annotated as calcium voltage-gated channel subunit cacophony. Gene Ontology annotation, cellular component: voltage-gated calcium channel complex; membrane. Gene Ontology annotation, molecular function: calcium ion binding; high voltage-gated calcium channel activity. The coding region runs from base 91 to 4890 and encodes 1599 amino acids. Gene Ontology annotation, biological process: chemical synaptic transmission; calcium ion import across plasma membrane. Lineage: Eukaryota; Metazoa; Arthropoda; Thecostraca; Pollicipedomorpha; Pollicipedidae. The transcript is spliced from 37 exons. The record is from RefSeq and is a predicted model, not a curated record.